CAGUUGUGCGUCAGUGCGGGGUGCCUACCCGAGAGUGCUGGCUGUGUUCUAGAAUUUCUAGACUAAAUACCAACAAUUUUUUUAAUGCCAUCUUGUGUUGUAAGCACCUGUAGAAAUAAUUCAAUGAAACAACAGAAAGCGGGCGGUAUAACGUACCACAAAUUCCCAAACGAUAACUUUAUUAAAUACAAGUGGAUACAAAUAAUUAGAAUAAGCAGAAAAGAUACAGCAUGGCUACCAGCGAGAGGCAGCGUAGUCUGCUCUUUGCAUUUCGCAGAUAAAGAUUUGUAUAUAACAAAAGCCGGAUUGCGUCGCAUAGUCAAGUAUGGAAUACCGAAAAAGAUUUUAAUCGACCGCAACAGUGAUAUAUGGAAGGAAGACGCAAAAGUGUGCCAACUGUCCACAGUGCGCUUAGUCCCUAACUCAAAUAACGUCUCUGACGACCACGACAGCGACGAGGAUACUAAAGAAUUGGUGAUAUCUCAUGAAAACGAGACUGCGCUUACAGCAUCAGAAACCGAAGAUGAACUUGAAGACAUAAAAUCUAAUAUUAAUAUAGAUUAUAACAAGCACAUAGAGUCUAUAAUUGUCACCUUGUCACCAGACGAGGCAUCGUACAGUGUAACCCGCGACAACAGAGACAAAGAAGUAGAAUGCGUAUUUGAUAGCUCAGAAACCAACGAAUUGAGAAUGAAACUGAAGAAACAGAUACAAAAGUCAAAAGUCAACAGGAAGAAGAUGAAAGUGCUGAACCAAAGGAUACGACGGCUGGCGAGGAAGAAUGCAAAAUUGGUGAAUGUUAUUAGAGAAUUACGGGGGAAGUUAAACGGGAUUGGUGCGAUUUAAUU
Achroia grisella is the source of this 848-nucleotide messenger RNA. Its product is annotated as THAP domain-containing protein 6-like. The coding region runs from base 85 to 846 and encodes 253 amino acids. NCBI's taxonomy places the organism in Eukaryota, Metazoa, Arthropoda, Insecta, Lepidoptera, Pyralidae. Gene Ontology annotation, molecular function: sequence-specific DNA binding. The record is from RefSeq and is a predicted model, not a curated record. The transcript has 5 exons.